UUCACAUCACACUUUACACUCACAUUUCCAGAUCUACAAAGAAACACUUGUUCUCUCAACUCUCACUGCUGUAUAAUAAAACUCUGCCACAUCUUAUUUUGCCUAUCAAUUCUUAGAUUUGAUUCAUUUAACUCCAAAGAAGAAAGAAAGAAAGAAAAAAAAAAAAUGAAAGGAGAAAUACUGAAAUCUUCAACACUAAUCAAAAUAGUAUCCUUUACAUUACUCUCAAUAGCUUUCUUCUACUUCGGUAAACACUACUCCGAUGGAUCUCAACAACUCAUUUUCUUCAACACACACCAAAACUCACCCACAACUUCUCAAUUCGUCACCAUUUCCCCUAAUUUCAACAAAACUUACACUUUACCCCCCAUAAUUAACCAAACCACCACCAAAUCACCGGAAUAUUCAAUUCCGCCGCCGCCGCCGCCACCGGCGGUGGAGAGGAUGGGUGUAUUAGAUGAGAACGGAGUAAUGAAGGAUGAAUUUGAAAUUGGGGAUUUUGAUAAAGUGGAAAAUUGGGGUAAUGAAACGGAUGUAAUUGAAAGUGAUGGGGGUAAAGUUAAUAAAUUUAAGGUUAAGAAGUUUGGGCUGUGUCGAGCUAGUAUGAGAGAGUAUAUACCGUGUUUGGAUAAUGUGGAAGUGAUUAAGAAAUUGAAAACAACUGAAAGAGGUGAGAAAUUUGAGAGACAUUGUCCUGAAAAAGGUAAAGGAUUGAAUUGUUUGGUUCCGCCACCACGAGGUUAUCGAACUCCGAUUCCAUGGCCAAGAAGUCGCGACGAGGUUUGGUUCAGCAAUGUUCCUCAUGCACGUCUAGCUGAGGAUAAAGGGGGUCAAAAUUGGAUAUUGAUAGACAAGGACAAGUUCAAGUUUCCUGGAGGUGGCACGCAGUUUAUACAUGGAGCUGAUCAGUACUUGGAUCAGAUUGAAAAGAUGCUCCCCGAAAUUGCAUUUGGCCGUCAUGUCCGAGUUGCUCUAGAUAUUGGCUGUGGUGUGGCAAGCUUUGGUGCUUAUUUACUAUCAAGGAAUGUGCUCACCCUGUCUGUUGCUCCAAAAGAUGUUCAUGAAAACCAGAUUCAGUUUGCUCUUGAACGUGGUGUGCCUGCAAUGGUAGCUGCAAUUGCAACACAUCGUUUACUUUAUCCAAGUCAGGCAUUUGACCUAAUCCAUUGUUCAAGGUGUAGGAUCAAUUGGACCCGUGAUGGUGGGAUUUUACUACUGGAAGUCAACAGAUUACUCCGUGCUGGUGGAUAUUUUGUUUGGGCUGCACAACCUGUUUAUAAGCAUGAAGUAGCCCUGGAAGAACAAUGGGAAGAGAUGGUCAAUCUUACCACUCGUCUUUGCUGGAAUCUUGUGAAGAAGGAAGGUUAUAUUGCUAUAUGGCAGAAGCCCAUGAAUAACAGUUGCUAUUUAAACCGCGAGGAAGGAACCCAACCACCUCUUUGUGAUCUACAUGAUGACCCAGACAAUGUUUGGUACGUUGAUCUGAAAGCAUGUAUUACACGACUACCUGAAGAAGGAUAUGGUGCAAAUAUUACCGAUUGGCCUUCACGCCUGCAGUAUCCUCCAGAUAGGCUCCAGAGCAUACAAGUAGAUUCUUUUAUGUCUAGGAAAGAGCUUUUCAAGGCAGAGUCAAAAUUCUGGAAAGAAAUAAUCGGAAGCUAUGUCCGCGCCUGGCAUUGGAAGAAGUUCAAACUUAGAAAUGUGAUGGAUAUGAGAGCUGGUUUUGGAGGAUUUGCAGCAGCAUUAAUUGAAAAUCAACUGGAUUGCUGGGUUCUAAAUGUUGUCCCUGUUAGUGGUCAAAAUACCUUACCUGUCAUCUUUGACCGUGGACUACUUGGAGUCAUGCAUGACUGGUGUGAACCAUUUGAUACUUACCCAAGAACGUAUGACUUAUUGCAUGCGAAUGGUCUCUUCUCCAUCGAACAAAAAAGAUGCAACAUGUCGACUAUCAUGCUUGAAAUGGACCGGAUAUUAAGGCCGGGUGGACGAGCGUACAUCCGUGAUUCUGUUGCUGUCAUGGAUGAACUUCAAGAUAUUGGGAAAGCCAUGGGUUGGCAUGUAACCGUGAGAGACACAUCUGAGGGUCCUCAUGCAAGUUACAAGAUAUUGACAUGUGACAAACACCUUCUACGAGCCUGAGGAAAUAUAUAUAUAAAUGUGAGAGAAAUCAACAUUUGUGUCUGACCAUAUGCUUUUAUUCGAAGAUCAGGAUACUCCAUGGACGUAUCAAAACUCUAUGUUUCUACGGUGAUUGGAGCUGAAAGAUGCUUUGCUAAUGUGAUGGUCCGGCUUCCUCCACGAGCUUUUAUUUGAACCAUGUAGCCUAUAACAUGUACAGCAGAAGACGGUAUAGCUUCACAUGAUGGAGACAAGUGUUAUACUACCAACACGAGAAAUUUACUUCGUUCCUAAAAGCAUAGAUGCGGAAGUUUCAUAGCUUUAUUGUUGUAUUUAUUUUAAUUGAUUGUUCUGUGACUAUAUAUGAGGGUUCUUUUAGUCAUAAGUUUUGCUGUUUACGUGAUUCCAAUGGUGUAUCUUUGUUUUAAGUAUAAUUUACAGCAGAUGUACUGAUUUUUUACUCAAGCUGAGAAAUUCAAACAAUAGAUCCAGAAGUUGUAGAACAAAAAAAGAAAGUAUGCAUCAUAUUGAUUUAUUUAAGUAGGAGUUAUCCCUUCUUCGAAA
This is a messenger RNA of Lycium barbarum (goji berry), 2682 nucleotides long. Its product is annotated as probable methyltransferase PMT11. Bases 166 to 2139 code for a protein of 657 amino acids. The record is from RefSeq and is a predicted model, not a curated record. Gene Ontology annotation, molecular function: methyltransferase activity. The transcript is spliced from 9 exons. Gene Ontology annotation, cellular component: trans-Golgi network; endosome; cytoplasm. Lineage: Eukaryota; Viridiplantae; Streptophyta; Magnoliopsida; Solanales; Solanaceae.